Molecule: messenger RNA, 1266 nt
Organism: Arctia plantaginis
Lineage: Eukaryota; Metazoa; Arthropoda; Insecta; Lepidoptera; Erebidae
Source: the annotation of a GenBank genome assembly
AUGGAAUUGAGUGCGGAAGAAUUUGUGGAGCAACUUUUAACAAAGGAAGCGGAGGAGCAGCCUUGUGACAAUGUAAAACCUGAAGAAUUAGUCAUUGAACUACCAAAGGAUUUUGAUGAAAACAAAUUUAACCAAGGUCGGCAGUUCUAUAUGGAACACUGCUUCUCCUUAUCUUCUUCGAUGUUGAUUGGUUUAGUGGCAGUGUUUUCCAUACCCUCUAUCCUGAAAAUACUGAUGGGUACCCGGCGCUCUAACUCCGUAUAUACAGCAUACAAGCGCUAUCUCGCGACGCUUCUUCAUACUGUAUCCUGGUUCGAGCAUGAACUGAAGCCCGGUAGCGUAUCCUGGAAGUCGUUGUACUCAGUGCGCAGAUGGCAUUUGCAAGCAGGCAUGGCGAGUAAACUGAAAGGAACUGGCGUGCUAUCACAGAGGGACAUUGCCCUCACACAAUUUGGCUUUAUUGGUUACUCCAUGCUAAGGCCUGACAAUCUCGGCGUCCGGCAGCUUAGGGAAGGUGAUUGGGAUGCCUACAAUUACUUCUGGAGGACAAUAGGACAUAUGAUCGGGCUGGAAGAUAGAUAUAACAUCUGUCGACCAACUUUCUAUGAAACUGUAGAAGUGUGUCAGGUACUACAAGAUCGGGUAUUCAUUCCAUGUUUGGAAAACGUGCCGGAAUACUUCGAACAUUUAUCCAGAGUGAUGCUCGACGGUUUAUGGUCUGUCAACCCCACUGUCGAAACGGAUGGUUUUCUGUACAUGUGCCGGCAUUUUACCGGAGUUCCCGGCUAUAUUUACACAGAAAGUGACAGGAUUAAACUCCAGUUGAGUCUCAAGAAAUGCUUAAAAGGAAAAUCUAUUGAUACAGGUGUAGACACGAAAGAAUUAAUGAGACCUGCGGCAGUUCAAGGGCUCCCCGACCUGCCACCACGACUCUUGUACUACAAAGAUUAUGAAACUAUAGAAACGGCUCCCGCUUAUAAAGCACUCAGCUUAGUAGCAAAAUUUAAACUGUUUUUAUUCCAUCUGUACAUGUACUUCUACACCUCAUAUAUUGGCCGACUGUACUUCAAUUUGAACUUUAAGUUUAGCUUGUUUUUGAUGAGAUACUUUCCUUACAUAGCAUUCUUCAGAUUUGGCAUUAAAAAGUCGCUUGUUAACCUGUCUCAGGAGGGUCCUUCUGAUGAUACGGUGCCCAAGAAGAAUGCCGAGUAUUAUAAGAAAGAACCGAAGAUAUGGUACGAAUCAAUAUUGAGUUGGAUUUUGUAG